Molecule: messenger RNA, 2936 nt
Organism: Emericellopsis atlantica
Lineage: Eukaryota; Fungi; Ascomycota; Sordariomycetes; Hypocreales; Bionectriaceae
Product: exo-beta-D-glucosaminidase
Exons: 3
Coding region: 34-2667 (877 amino acids)
Biological process (GO): carbohydrate metabolic process
Molecular function (GO): hydrolase activity, hydrolyzing O-glycosyl compounds
Source: RefSeq, a predicted model, not a curated record
CCACUCCCACUUUCGACAAGCUGCACCUCGAUCAUGGCGCGCCAGCUGCUUGGACCUAUCGGCUUUGUCCUUGUCAAUGCCUUCGCAACUAGAGAACCUCUAGUUUCCGAACCCGGAGAAAUAACCAGCAUCCCAAAUUGGGACAUUCAGUCAUCAUCAGACGUCCCUCUAGACCUCGCACAGCUCUCGAAGCCCGGGGCCGACACUGUCUCGUGGCAUCACAUCCCGACUUCGCGAUGCACCCUCAUGGGAUGUCUCAUCGCAACAGGUGUCUACUCAGACGAGGACUUAUGGUUCUCUGACAAUUUGGAAGAAUUCAAUUGGGAACAAUUCACAGUCCCUUGGGUCUAUCGUCAUGAGUUCUCCCUUGAGCCGGAGAAGGGGCAUCACUAUCUGUUGCAGACGAAUGGCAUCACUUCUCGAGCCGAUAUCUACUUGAAUGGCGAGCUUGUCGCAGACAAGGAAGACCAGAGCGGUGCAUACUCGGGGCAUGAGUACGACGUGAGCGAGUCGGUAGGCAAGGAGAAUGGCCUGCUCAUCCAAACGUAUCCCACCAAUUACUAUACCGACUUGGCACUUGGUUUCAUCGACUGGAAUCCCACACCUCCUGAUAAUGGGACUGGCGUCUGGCGAGAUGUGCUCGUGAGACAGACUGGACCAGUCGCUCUUGGACCCUUGAGCGCAUUGGUGGACAUCUCACCAGGCAAGGUGACACUCCGCACAACAGCCAGAAACUUGGAAGAUAGAGAGAUCAAGAUUAAAGCAAAGGCUGUUAUCAAUGAGCCCGAUGAUGGGCCCACAACCACUCUGAAUCAGACCAUCACCCUGAAACCCGGUCAGUCCAAGGUCAUCGAAUUUGAGACAGAAUUCGACAAUCCGAAGUUAUGGUGGCCAAAGCAAUGGGGCCUCCAGCCGUUAUACAGCGCUCGAGUGUCUGUGACUUCUAAUUGCGAGCUCUCCGAUCGCGUGGAGCGCUCCUUUGGACUUCGCACCAUCACUUCGGAGCUCAAUGAACACGGACAUAUCAUGUUUCGUGUCAAUGGCGAGCUAUUCCAAGUCCUGGGCAGCGGAUACAGCGCAGACAUGUUCCUGCGAUUUGAUGCCGAACGGUUCGAGAACAUUGCCAAGUACAUGUUGGACAUGGGCCUGAACACCAUCCGACUCGAAGGAAAAAACGAGCAUCCUGAGUUGUAUGAGAUCACCGACCGACUGGGUCCCAUGGUCAUGGCUGGCUGGGAGUGUUGCAACAAGUGGGAAUCUUGGGAGUACAACCCCGACCUCACGGUCGCCAUACCUGACUAUUGGGAUGAGCAAGACUACAAGGACGCCAACGCAACGAUCCGUCACGAGACAUCGAUGAUGCAAACUCACCCUAGUAUGCUCGCUUUCCUGAUUGGCAGCGAUUAUUGGCCAGACGAUCGAGCAACAGAAAUCUACGUGGAAGGGCUCCGAGGUGGUGGCUGGCAGCUCCCCAUUGUAGCAUCCGCGAGCAAAAGGGGAUACCCCGACCUCCUUGGUCCCUCAGGUAUGAAGAUGAGUGGUCCCUACGACUGGGUGCCGCCCAACUACUGGUACGAUGUGACGCUAGCUGAGGAUCGCUACGGUGCCGCCUUUGGUUUUGGAUCCGAGCUGGGUGCCGGUGUAGGCACGCCCGAGAUCAGCAGCUUGAAGAAGUUCUUGUCCGAGGAAGACAUGGAGGAUCUCUGGAAAAAGCCAGACAAGGGGCUGUACCACAUGUCGACCAACGUGUCCCAAUUCUACGACCGCAAGAUCUACAACGACGGUCUCUACGCGCGCUACGGCAAGCCCACGAGCCUGGAGGACUACAUCCUCAAGUGCCAGGUGGCAGACUAUGAGGCGAUCCGGGCCGAGUAUGAAGCCUUCGCGGCACGUUGGGGGGCGGAUAAUAAUCCAGCCACUGGAAUGAUCUACUGGAUGUUGGUCAACGCGUGGCCGAGUCUUCAUUGGAAUCAGUUUGAUUAUUAUCUGCAUCCUGCGGGUACGUACUUUGGCACCAAAAUUGGUGGCCGCAUUGAGCAUGCUGUCUUUGAUUAUCACAGUCGGAACGUGUGGCUGAUCAACCGAUCACUGGAUAAGAAGGGGAAGAGAAGUGUCGUUGUCGAUGUUGUGGAUUUGAAGGGCAAAAAUAUCUCGAGUGAGACUUUUGACGUCACGACGGAACCCAAUACCGGGGCAAAGAUUGAUCAAAUAUCAGGGAUAGAGGAUCAGAAUGAUGUCGUCUUUGUCAGACUGCUGUUGCGGGACGACGAUAAUGAUGGAGAGGUCCUCAGCCGCAACGUAUACUGGGUUGCACCCUCGGUCGAUGAGCUAGACUGGGGAGAAUCGACUUGGUAUCACACGCCUGUCACCAAGUACGCCAAUUACCAGUCUCUCUUUGCAAUGGACGAGGCUUCGCUGGGAGUUUCAACGGAGCAGAAGGGUGGAACGUGGAGCGUUACUUUGGAGCAUACCUCCGGUGGGCCAGCCUUCUUCGUCCGUCUGAAUCUACUCGAUGAGCAAGGCGAAGACGUCAAUCCUGUUCUUUGGUCGGAUAACUAUGUCACUUUGUGGCCGGGAGAGUCUAUGGUACUUGAGGUCGAGGGUGAUGGGGGUAAGCGUGUGAAGGUGGACGGAGGAAAUGUCAGGGUGACCGAGCUAACGCUCUAAGCAUGUCCAUUGUUACUGCGAUAGGGGCUACAAUCAGUCUCACGUGCAUGGCACCGCCUAGAAUUAAGAAUUCUGACUCACUAUCCUACUUGGAAUGCUGACAUAGUCGUCUAGCCGAUCUCUCGGCGAGGUGGACGAGCUGUUCGAGAUUGAAGUCAAAAACCUGGUGCACCCCAAAGAGGGAGACCGCCAUAGAUUGCCCCUAGCUGCCUGAAAGCAAGAAGAUUGAUGAUAUUGUUUGGUGGCAAAGCCUUCGCUGAGAUUCCAGC